Cynocephalus volans (Philippine flying lemur) is the source of this 2421-nucleotide messenger RNA. It is a transcript of the gene WARS2, whose product is annotated as tryptophanyl tRNA synthetase 2, mitochondrial. Gene Ontology annotation, biological process: mitochondrial tryptophanyl-tRNA aminoacylation. The transcript is spliced from 6 exons. Gene Ontology annotation, cellular component: mitochondrion; mitochondrial matrix. Gene Ontology annotation, molecular function: ATP binding; tryptophan-tRNA ligase activity. The coding region runs from base 1 to 1083 and encodes 360 amino acids. The record is from RefSeq and is a predicted model, not a curated record. Lineage: Eukaryota; Metazoa; Chordata; Mammalia; Dermoptera; Cynocephalidae.
AUGGCGCUGCACUCAAUGCGGAAGGCGCGUGGGUGCUGGGGCUUCAUCCGGGAACUUCAUAAAGGACCAGAAGCGGCUCCCGUUCCCCAGAAAGAUAGCACGAAACGAGUAUUUUCUGGCAUUCAGCCUACAGGAAUCCCCCACCUGGGCAAUUACCUGGGCGCCAUUGAGAGCUGGGUGAGGUUACAGGAUGAGUAUGGCUCUGUUCUGUACAGCAUCGUUGACCUCCACUCCAUCACUGUACCCCAAGACCCAGCCAUCCUUCGGCAGAGCACUCUGGACAUGACUGCUGCUCUUCUCGCCUGCGGCAUAAACCCAGAGAAAAGCAUCCUUUUCCAGCAAUCUCAGGUGUCUGAACACACGCAAUUAAGUUGGAUCCUUGCCUGCAUGGUCAGACUACCUCGAUUACAACAUUUACACCAGUGGAAGGCAAAGACUGCUAAGCAGAACCACGAUGGGACCGCAGGCCUGCUCACAUACCCAGUGCUCCAGGCAGCCGACGUUCUGUUGUACAAGUCCACACACGUUCCUGUUGGGGAGGAUCAAGUCCAGCACAUGGAACUAGUUCGGGAUCUAGCACAAAGUUUCAACAAGAAGUAUGGGGAGUUCUUUCCAGUGCCCGAGUCCAUUCUAACAUCAAUGAAAAAGGUGAAAUCCCUCCGUGAUCCUUCUGUCAAAAUGUCGAAAUCAGACCCUGACAAACUGGCCACCAUCCGAAUAACAGACAGCCCAGAGGUGAUAAUGCAGAAAUUCCGCAAGGCUGUGACGGACUUCACCUCUGAGGUCACCUACGACCCUGCCGGCCGAGGGGGCGUGUCCAACAUGGUUGCAAUCCACGCCGCAGUGACUGGACUGUCGGUGCAGGAAGUGGUCCGGAGCAGCAGGGGCAUCGACACUGCUCGCUACAAACUGGUGGUGGCGGAUGCUGUGAUUGAGAAAUUUGCACCAAUUAAGAGUGAAAUUGAAAGACUUCAGAUGGAUAAGGAACAUUUAGAGAAGGUUUUGCAAGUUGGGUCUGCAAAAGCCAAAGAAUUAGCAUAUCCUGUGUGCCAGGAGGUAAAGAAAUUGGUGGGGUUUCUAUAGGAAGUUUUUACUAAUCAGAAAAAUGUUUUUGUACAUGGAUCUAGCAUUCUGUGCAUUUUGAUAAAGGCAGCUUUCCUCACAGCAAAAAAAAUUAUAGUUUGGGGAUAUUUAGUUUGAUAUAGCUGACUAUUGACUUCAUUUGAUGAGUAAUGCUUUGUAGCUCUCAAAUGGAGCAAUGUUCCAAUUCCCAUCAACAAAAUAUUGUGACCAAAAGAAAAAUAAAUAAAAAAUUAAAUUAAAUUAAAGAAGGUGUAGCUGUCUGAUCCCCAAUUACUUGAAGCACACUCCUUGGACUGAAUUCAUUUACACAAAUGUAAUUGAGGUGAGCAAUAAUUUGGAAAAUGGGGUAUCAUUUGUGCCUCUCUCAAGACGACUUACUAAAACAGAUACUCAGUUUAUCUAUCUCCAUCCUUUUAAAAAGCAAUACAUACAGGUCUUAGACAAUUUUGGGGAUGCCGUUUGAUCUGAUUUGUAUUCCAAUCUCAUAAAAAUAAGUUGAUUGGUACAGUUCAUUUAUCAUUGAAAUGGUGCCUGCCUUAAUGUAUUUAAGCUGCUUAACUUGUUUCCCAAGAUACUACACUGUUCCAAUAAAUGUUUGUUCGGUUUUAAUUCAGAAUGACGAGACAUCAUCUUCUGAAAAGGUUAUAUUAUUUUAAUUUGAUUUAUUUAUUGUACAAAAGCCCAAGUCCCUGAAUUAUGUUCUUGAUAAGUAUUUCCUUCAUUCAUCUCAGUUUAGUCUCGUCAACCUUCUGUGAAAUAUUUAGGAGAGGAAUUGCCAUUUUACACAUGAGGAAAAUGAAGCUCAGAGAAUACAAUUAACUUGUAUGAUAUCACUCAGUAAGUGAGAAGCAAAUCCAAGAGUAAAACCUUUACUCCUUAUUCCUAAGAGAGGUGCUUUUUUCAUCAGCACAAAACCCUGAUGAAGGCAGCAUUUUCCAGACUCCAAACAUUCCGAUUUUGAAGGUGAGAAUUGGAAGUACAUGAACUAUACUACUGAUUUUGUUAAUAUCAGUAAUUCAGCCAAUAGCUGCCUGCUUUAAAUCUGGAUGCAGCCAACCUUGGUCACAUUUUCCUUCAAAAUCUCCAAGGUAGGUCCCAAGUUCUCUCUUCUGUGCUUUUUGCAAACACUUCAAAGUAUAUUUUGCCAGACUACAAUAGUAGUGAGGCCUGACAAAUCAGAUAUUCCAAUGAGUACAAGCUUCUUGUAUUGUCUCUACUUCAGUCUGAGUGAUAACAAUUCACACUAAAACCUAGCUUCUCUGCACUUCUAUUCUCCACACCUGAAGAUGAAAAUGAUAAUACUGACUUAUACACCAAGACCAGUUAGCAAGAUUAAUU